This is a messenger RNA of Aspergillus versicolor CBS 583.65, 382 nucleotides long. RefSeq lists its product as uncharacterized. Bases 23 to 310 code for a protein of 95 amino acids. The record is from RefSeq and is a predicted model, not a curated record. Lineage: Eukaryota; Fungi; Ascomycota; Eurotiomycetes; Eurotiales; Aspergillaceae. The transcript has a single exon.
CCGCGCCACCGCCGAUAUCAGCAUGAGAAGUAUGACAUACGGCUGCUGCUGGCUAUCGCCGGGAUUAUCGUGGGCGCUCUUACCUGCCAUGGUUUCUCUCAGACAUGAUCUGGAACAUAUUCUGGCUGUAAAGCAGCAGCCGAUUUCCACAAGUAAGUACGGAUAUCCAGCGAGACAUGGCAGCGAUGUGCGACGUCGGGAAUAUGUCGGCAGUCCCAUAUAUCGGGACGCACCGAGUAUUACCGAAGUAGCCAUAAGCUUUGCUCCAGCUAGUCCGUAUGCCCCGAGGGGUCACAAGCCUCAGACUUAGGGUUACAUGGAGAUCCGGGGAAGGAAGGCAGUCUUUACCUUGGCGAAUCCUGUCUUGUGGUCUAGUUUGUUA